UUGCCAACGGCAGACUAGAGUGAAUAAAAAGGAGGUUGUAAGCGUAAAGGCUGCUAUCGAAACGUGCUUUGGGUGGGAGGAUUUUCCUUUUUUUUGGGGGGGGAGAAAGGUUGUUGGUCUCCUAAACAACAUGGCUCCAUCGUGCAAACCUAGCAAGCAUGGUUCUGUCAGGGAUGAAGGGGACUAUUAUACAGUCAAAGAAGAUCGAAAGACUCGCAAGCCACUGAUCGAGAAAAAGAGACGAGCCCGCAUUAACGAAAGCUUGCAAGAACUGAGACUGAUCUUGGCGGAUACGGAACUGCAGUCGAAAAUGGAGAAUGCGGAGGUGCUGGAGAUGACCGUGAAACGUGUCCAAAACAUACUUCGCAACAGAAAUGUUGAAACAGACAGGUUUAACCAGGAAGCGAAUGAGAGGUUUGCAGCUGGCUACAUUCAGUGCAUGCAUGAGGUGCAUACUUUCGUCUCAAACUGCCCGGGGAUCGACUCUGCAGUGGCCGCCGAGUUACUGAACCACCUCUUGGAGUCUAUGCCAUUGAGCGAAGAUCACUUUCAGGAUUUACUGGGCGAAUUAAUGGCCGAAACUGGCCCCAGUAUGUGGCCUGGGCCUGACGAUGUGUGCCACUUAUUGGUGUCCCCCGGAGGUGGUAUCCAAGCCAGCCCCUCAGCACUGUCUCCUGUGUCCACUGCUUCCAGUGAUGACCUGUGCUCCGAUCUAGAUGAAGCGGAUUCGCCUACUGCUGGACAGAGUCCCUUGUUGCAAGAAAAAGUUGAUAACUGUAGGACAGAAAGCACGUCCCCUGUAAUGUAUUCAAAAUCAGUCUGGAGGCCGUGGUAACUUACUGGACCCAAGAGAAAUAACAAAGCUACCUAGUUUGAAUCAGACAUUGGUUCUUCCGUUUUAAGAGCCAGUAGCAAGUCAUCACUACCUUCAAUGAACAAUAUUGAGUGUAUAACAAAUGCAGUAAUGUGUUUAAUGGGGAAAUACGGUUAAAGAAGCUGAACGAAAAAUAGCACUGGGAAUAACACAAAACAAUGAAUGGGCCGAUAUCCUAUAUUAAAGCUUAGCUAUUUUAGAUACUGUCAUGCAUUUCUAAUGGCAUUAGUGUCUCCAGGUAAAGAGGUAUUCGGGUUUCUUAGUAUCAGAAAAGUGAAACAAAGCGCUUCUAUAAAGCACGACAUUUAACCGUUUUUUUUUACAUUUUGGAGUGGAAAUAUACUCCUGCACACAUGAAUGAACAUAUAAACAUUCUACUUCUAGUGGUAAAAACACGUUUAAUAUUCCCUUAAAGGGAUUGGUUUGGAGCUAGAAUUAUUGGUAACAGGGUCCACAGUUUCAUCCUUCAGUGAAGGAAGACAGACUGAAUUAGAAUUGUGCAAGGGAAAAAAAGGUUAGAUGUAAAUGUUCUUAUUAAUUCUAGGGGAAUGCCUUUAGGAAACAUGCACCUGUGCUUCCAAGCACAGUUACAUUUGAAAUGUUAUGCUAGCAUAUUAACCUGAGUUUUUUAAUUGUAUGUAUAUUUGUCUGUCAUGUUAGUGGAAUUUUGUUAUGUUUUAUCAUUUAAAUAAACUUUUACCACUUGUUAAA
Carcharodon carcharias (great white shark) is the source of this 1585-nucleotide messenger RNA. Its product is annotated as transcription cofactor HES-6-like. Gene Ontology annotation, cellular component: nucleus. The record is from RefSeq and is a predicted model, not a curated record. Gene Ontology annotation, biological process: regulation of neurogenesis; regulation of transcription by RNA polymerase II; anterior/posterior pattern specification. Lineage: Eukaryota; Metazoa; Chordata; Chondrichthyes; Lamniformes; Lamnidae. Bases 131 to 835 code for a protein of 234 amino acids. The transcript has 4 exons. Gene Ontology annotation, molecular function: RNA polymerase II cis-regulatory region sequence-specific DNA binding; protein dimerization activity; DNA-binding transcription factor activity, RNA polymerase II-specific.